Molecule: messenger RNA, 2840 nt
Organism: Cornus florida
Lineage: Eukaryota; Viridiplantae; Streptophyta; Magnoliopsida; Cornales; Cornaceae
Exons: 16
Coding region: 15-2669 (884 amino acids)
Molecular function (GO): protein binding
Source: RefSeq, a predicted model, not a curated record
UUGACAAAGAGUAUAUGAAUUUGAUGUCUAUAAAGGACAAAGAUCAUAUCCCAGUUCAUAAUUCAAAGCCCCCGAUUCCACUUCCUGAACCUGUCAUAAUGUUGUCUCCAACACCCGUUAACGAGCUUGAUGCUGCUGCAUCUAAGCUUCAGAAAGUCUACAAGGGUUACAGGACUAGAAGGAACCUUGCAGAUUGUGCAGUUGUGGUUGAAGAGCUAUGGUGGAAGGCCUUAGAUUUUGCAGCUCUAAGACAGGGCUCGGUGUCAUUUUUCAACAUUGAGAAGCCAGAAACUGCUAUCUCGCGGUGGAAACGUGUGAGGACGAGGGUUGCCAAGAUUGGGAAGGGUUUAUCCAAGGAUGAGAAUGCUCAAAACCUAGCUCCAGAAUAUUGGCUUGAAGCUAUUGAUCCGCGUCACCGAUAUGGACCCAAUUUAAAUUUUUACUAUGAUGCAUGGUCCAAUAGCACGAGCACUCAACCUUUCUUUUAUUGGUUGGAUGUCGGGGAUGGUAAAGAACUAAAUCUUGAGAGUUGCCAAAGAAUUUUUCUACAACGACAAUGCAUCAAAUAUCUUGGACCUAUAGAAAGGGAAGCAUAUGAAGUGAUUGUGGACAGCGGAAAGCUAACAUACAAGCAAAAUGGGAUUCUCCUAAAUACAAUAGAGGGUUCUAAGUGGAUUUUUGUCAUCAGCACAUCGAGGACUUUGUAUGUGGGACAGAAAAAGAAAGGUGUUUUUCAACACUCUAGUUUUCUAUCCGGAGGGGCUACAACUGCAGCUGGUAGAUUGGUUGCCCAUGACGGGAUUCUUGAGGCAAUAUGGCCAUAUUGCAAUCACUAUAACCAAACUGAAGAAGACAAUUUCAAGGAAUUCAUUAGCUUUCUUGAGGAAUACCAAGUAGACUUAACUAAUGUUAAGAGAUGUGCAAUAGAUGAUGAUAGCACCUCAUUUAAAGUUAUUGAUGAGGAGUCUAAGACAGAGACAGUGGAUGAUCCGUCCACAGCUAAAAUAUCAACAGAUAUAGAUGCUGCCAAUAUCAAUGGGUUCAUGAAUGAUAAAUUUGACACAAUUUCUCACGAAGAAGAUGGUAUGGGCACCAAAUCAGCCAAUGUAGAAGAACCAGUGUUUGACUUGUCCAAGCGCUUAUCUUGCAAGUGGACCAGUGGCGUUGGUCCGCGUAUUGGAUGCGUUAGGGACUACCCAAUGGAGUUGCAAACGCAGGCACUUGAACAGGUGAACCUCUCACCUAAGCUCACACCUGGUCACUCAAAGUAUUUCCUUCCGAUUCCCUCGCCACGACCAAGUCCGAAGAUCCGGGUUUCGCCUAGAUUUGCAUAUAUGGGACUCCCUAGCCCAAGGCCUAUAGUUUCAACUGCUUCUGAAGAACUGGUCAUGAAUUUCAGGGACAAAGAUCAUAUCCCAGUCCAUAAUUCAAAGCCUCCGAUUUCACUUCCUGAACCUGUCAUAAUGUUUUCUCCGACACCAGUUAAUGAGCUUGAUGCUGCUGCAACUCAGCUUCAGAAAGUCUACAAGAGUUACAGGACUAGAAGGAACCUUGCAGAUUGUGCAGUUGUGGUUGAAGAGCUAUGGUGGAAGGCCUUAGAUUUUGCAGCUCUAAAACAGAGUUCGGUGUCAUUCUUCAACAUUGAGAAGCCAGAAACUGCUGUCUCACGGUGGGAACGUGUGAGGACGAGGGUAACCAAGAUUGGGAAGGGUUUAUCCAAGGAUGAGAAUGCUCAAAAACUAGCUCCACAAUAUUGGCUUGAAGCCAUUGAUCCACAUCACCGAUAUGGACCCAAUUUACGUAUUUACUAUGAUGCAUGGUCCAAUAGCACGAGCACUCAAUCAUUCUUUUAUUGGUUGGAUGUCGGGGAUGGUAAUGAACUAAAUCUUCAAAGUUGCCUAAGAAUUGAUCUAGAACGUCAAUGCAUCAGAUAUCUUGGACCUAAAGAAAGGGAAGCAUAUGAAGUGAUUGUGGACAACGGAAAGCUAAUAUACAAGCUAAAUGGGAUUCUCCUAAAUACAAUUGAAGGUUCUAAGUGGAUUUUUGUCCUCAGCACAUCGAGGACUUUGUAUGUGGGACAGAAAAAGGAAGGUGUUUUUCAGCACACCAGUUUUCUAUCCGGAGGGGCUACAACAGCGGCUGGUAGAUUGGUUGCCUAUGACGGGAUUCUGGAGGCAAUAUUGCCAUAUUGCGAUUACUAUCACCAAACUGAAGACAAUUUCAAGGAAUUCGUUAGCUUCCUCGAGGAAUAUCAUGUAGACUUGACUAACGUUAAGAGAAGUGCAGUAGAUGAUGAUAGCACCUCAUUUAAAGUUAUUGAUGAGGAGUCCAAGACAGAGACAGUGGAUGAUCUGUCCACAGCUAAAAUAUCAACAGAUAUAUAUGCCGCCAAUAUCAAUGGGUCCAUGAAUGAUAAAUUUGACACAACUUCUCAUGAAGAAGAAGAUGGUAUGGGCACCAAAUCAGCCAAUGUAGAAGAACCAGUGUUUGACUUGCCCAAGCGCUUAUAUUGCAAGUGGACCAGUGGCGUUGGUCCGCGUAUUGGGUGUGUUAGGGACUACCCAAUGGAGUUGCAAACGCGGGCACUUGAACAGGUCAACCUGUCACCUAAGACAGUGGAUGAUCUGUCCACACCUACAAUAAAUGAUAAAUCCAACUUGUUCUCAUGAAGAAGAUGAUGUAUGGGCACCAAAUAAUUAAAUAGCCAAUGUAGAAGAACCCGUGUUCGAGUUGUCCAAGGAUUCAAAACAUAACAAAAAAAAAAAAUUAUAAUUUAUAAUUUAUUGUUAUUAUUGUUAUUUUGUAUUUCGGGUUACUUGGGUAGAUUGGCUUGGUAAAAC